UCGAACGCAUCACCUCCUUUGUUAAGAAACUCAACAAAUUUGCCAUGUCUCGAUUUGUAAACCAGUCGUCUGUUGACGAAAAUAUUGCAAGAUGUUUACAAUAUGGGUUAUCAGAACAGACGCUUAGUGAUGAUGUUAUUGCUCGGGUAGUUGAACAACAAUAUCAAAAUGAAUUGAUGUGUAACGAUGCAGCUAUUGCUUUGGAGAUUCUGCAAGAAGAAGAAGCUUGUGUGCAGUCUUGUGUACAUGAUGAUGAAGGAUUGGCAAGAACGUUGCAAGAAUUGGAAGGUAAUCUGCAGAGCUCUCUAAGUGAUGAUGAGAAACUUGCUAGAUAUUUGCAAGAACAAGAUGAAUCGGCAGAUAAUACGGACGUAUGUAUCCAAGAAACCCAUCAAUACCAACCCAUGCGAGUGAAUCGUUCAUACAUACCUCAACGUGAUGCUCCCUCGACUAGUAUAGCACUUUCUCACUAUGAAAAUGAUGAGAACUUCUUGGAUCAUCAUACGCAUACUCUUAGUCCUUCAAAUAUCUCCCACAAUACUCCCGCUAAUGAGGACACUGAUACCGCAAAUAUGACGUAUGAGGUGUUCGAUAUGCCUGGUGGACUAUGA
Camelina sativa (false flax) is the source of this 611-nucleotide messenger RNA. Lineage: Eukaryota; Viridiplantae; Streptophyta; Magnoliopsida; Brassicales; Brassicaceae. The record is from RefSeq and is a predicted model, not a curated record.